CUAUAAAUAAAAGGGUACAAAGAGACAAAUAUUUUGCAAACGAUAAAUUUUGAAGGAAUAUCAUGAUCCUGCUACUCCUUUUCUUAGCGAUUACGCAAUUCUCAAACGCUGAUGAACCAUUCGACGUUCGGAAACACCUUGCCACUGUAACCAGGUAUGCUGAUUCAAAGGACAUAUCUGCGAAUUCUUUUGUAUCUUCUGAAAUUCCAGAUCAAUGUACACCAAUUCAUUUGAAUCUGGUGGCAAGACAUGGAACUCGUGCACCAACAAAGAAGAAGAUAAGGGAAUUAGACGCCUUGGAUGCUCAUUUGGAAGUCCUUGUACGUGAUGCAAAAGAACAUAAGCAAUAUUCGGAGAAAAUUCCCUCUUGGUUAGCGGGAUGGAGGUCUCCUUGGAAAGGAAAAGUUACAGGUGGAGAGUUGAUCACUGAAGGAGAAGAUGAAUUAUAUCAUCUCGGAAUCAGAGUCAGAGAAAGAUUUCCAGACCUUUUCAAUGAAGAAUACCACCCAGAUGUAUAUUCAAUCAAGACUACCCAGGUUCCUCGGGCAUCAGCUAGUGCUGUGGCAUUUGGGAUGGGUCUAUUUAAUGAAAGAGGGAAGCUUGGACCAGGAAGGCAUCGAGCUUUUGCAGUUACAAGCGAAAGCCGUGCAAGUGACAUAGUUUUGAGAUUUCACGAUUGUUGUCAAAGCUACAAGGCUUUUAGAAAAAGUCAGGAGCCAAAUGUUAACAAGCUCAAAGAACCUCUAUUGAAUGAAAUUACUCAUGAAUUAGUCAGGCAAUAUGGGCUUAAUUUUACAAAUCAAGAUGUAUCUUCUUUAUGGUUUCUCUGCAAACAGGAAGCAUCCUUAUUGAACAUCACCAAUCAAGCUUGUAGUCUGUUCAGUCCAUCUGAGGUUUCUUUGUUGGAGUGGACUGAUGAUUUGGAGUUGUUCAUACUGAAAGGCUAUGGUGACACACUAAAUUAUCGAAUGGGAGUGCCACUUCUUGAGGAUGUUGUUCAAUCAAUGGAACAGGCAAUUAAGGCUAAAGAAGAAGGAUAUGCUACAGGGAUCUAUGAAAAAGCAAGAAUGCGUUUUGCUCAUGCAGAAACUCUCCUUCCCUUUUCAUGCCUAAUCGGGCUCUUUCUUGAAGAAUCUGAGUUUGAACGGAUACAAAGAGAGGAAAGCUUGGAACUCCCUCCUAAGCCUCCUAAGAAUAGAAACUGGCGGGGAAGUAAUGUGGCUCCUUUUGCUGGAAAUAACAUGUUAAUCCUUUAUAGCUGCCAAUCGGACAACUCAAGCAAGUACUUUGUGCAAGUGCUACAUAAUGAACGUCCCAUAGCAUUGCCAGGUUGCCAUGGUUCGAGUUUUUGCCCAUUCGAAAUAUUCAAGGAUAAAAUAGCUGCUCCUCAUUUGAAACACGACUACAACAUGCUUUGCAACGUAAUAGAACAGAAACAGAAGGAUUCUGCUUCCAGUAAGUUAUCACAAAUACUUGGUUGGUUUUGGUCUUUGAAAAAUGCUGGUUCAUUGGCCCGGAAAGAUGAUUUAUAGUUUCUGACAAGUUUCUUUUCGUUUCUUUUUUUACAAAAAUCUUUUUUUCUAUGUUUGGCUGGUUGUGUCUUGCUUAUUAGCAUGAUUCAAUCGUUAGGCCAUGCAGAUGAUCCUGGCAGGUUACGAUUGCUAGGCCAAACACUGCAUGGAUGAAUUUUAGGUAGCUGGUGGAUUUUUGGAGGUCUAACCAUAGGUAGCAAAGAAGGAAUAUAAUCAGUGGAAAUCUUUAUUAGUGUUAAUUGUAUGUUUUUUCACAUACGGGAAGUUUGUGUAAUGGCCAUAUGCCUAGAGUAUGUCGAUCUUGAUUUGUCUUGGCCAUCUGCACUUACAUAUUAUGUUAACAUAGAUUUUGCAACAACCUUAACAUAAAUAUGGCACCCAGAUUUGGUUACUAAUCCAUUAUUAAUUGGGAUGUGCUGAAUGAUCGAUUUUGCUCUUGGAACGGAGAUGUGUCCCAAAGCAUCUUUGAAAGGGAAGCAAGAAGAAGAAGAAGUAGUUUAUGAAGAGAAUUAAGGAUUGGGUGAAUCAAAUUGUAAUUCUCAUUUCUGCAAUAAUUCCAAACACAUUGUAGCUAUUUAUAUAAUUUGCUAACAAAUUUUGAUUAUCUCUUAA
This is a messenger RNA of Solanum lycopersicum (tomato), 2144 nucleotides long. RefSeq lists its product as uncharacterized. NCBI's taxonomy places the organism in Eukaryota, Viridiplantae, Streptophyta, Magnoliopsida, Solanales, Solanaceae. The record is from RefSeq and is a predicted model, not a curated record. Gene Ontology annotation, molecular function: inositol phosphate phosphatase activity; acid phosphatase activity.